AUUAUAUAAAGGAAUUACAGCUCUGCAUUGUAAAGAAUUAAAACAAAGCCAUCAACUGUAAAUAAAUGACACAAAAAGCUGUCGUUACACAGGACGAGAGAGAGAGAGAGAGAGGGUUGUGAUGACUGUAGCUGAUCCCAUUGGAAUUCUCUUGGCUUAGACCCUUUGGGUGCCCGCUGUACCCACACUGACAAACGAGCGGAUGGGUCUGAGUGAACCGUGCCAACUCACCAUCUAUUGAGAUUCAGUCUGAUGGACACAAAUGCGAACGACAGACUUGCUGUAUCAACAGCAAUCGAUGCCCAACCCAUUUCUGCUGCUGUGGACGGAUUUAAACCAUAAAUACCCCUGGAGUUCCCUCCAGUCGCCCGGCACACCCACAUCUCCAUACACAUAAACACACACACACUGAAGGAGAGUGGCGAGGUGAAGGACAGAGAGACAGGUUGAGAUGUCGGAGCAUCAGGGAGUUCCAGAUCAGCAGGUGGCUGGGAAAAGUCAAGGAGGAGCAGGAGCCGUGUAUAAGGUCUCUGUGUAUGAAUUCGAAAACUUCCGUGGAAAAAAGGCCGAGCUGUCAGCCGAAUGUAAGGACCUGACUGAGAAGAAUUUGGAUAAAGUUGGAUCGAUUGUGGUUGAGUCUGGACCAUGGGUGGCCUUCGAGCAGAAAGGCUUUGCGGGAGAACAGUUUGUUUUGGAGAAAGGAGAAUAUCCACGCUGGACAACCUGGAGCAACAGUCAGAAGAGCUGCUGUCUGCUCUCCAUCAGACCUCUUAAAGUGGACAGCGCGGACCACAAACUUCAUCUGUUUGAGAACUGCAGCUUUGCUGGGAGAAAGAUGGAAAUUGUGGAUGAUGACAUUCCCAGCUUAUGGGUCCAUGGCUUCCAGGACCGCGUGGCCAGCGCCAAAGCUCUAAACGGAACGUGGGUUGGCUACAUGUACCCCGGUUAUCGCGGCCGUCAGUUUGUGUUUGAACACGGUGACUUUAAACACUGGAACGACUGGGGAGCCACAGAACCGCAGCUGCAGUCCGUCCGGCGUGUACGGGACAUGCAGUGGCACAAACGCGGCUGCUUUAUCAUCCCUGACCCCGCUCCCAAACCCAAUCCAAAACCUAAUCCUACACCCGCCCCCCCUAUCCCGCUCGCCACGGCUCUCAGUAACUGAAGGCCCGGAAAACACAAAAGCAAAAGUGACUCGCCUCUCGUGUGUGACUUACAUUGGAAAUAAAGGCCUUGGCCCCGAUGGUUUGACCUCUGACCUUAACCUGGAAUCUCUGUGUUUAUUUGGUGAAGUGAAAUUAUUGACAACUUCUAGAGAUAUAACAGAUAUACUGUAAUAGAGACGUUUAAAGACACAAAAGUGAAACAGGCAACUUUUUAUUUUACUACUAUUAGUAGAACUGCGUCCACUAGGGGGAAAUGUAGUUGGCAAUCCACUUUUUUCUUGAACCGUUCAUCUCAGUUUUGGUAAGUUUACAUCACAUUACAGAAGUCAAAUGCAUUGUGUAUCUGUAAUGUUUUCUUCAUAUCUCUGUCUGUGUUAUUUGAUAUCUACGUGUGUAUGUAUGUGUGUGUGUGUGUGUGUGUGUGUGUG
Molecule: messenger RNA, 1594 nt
Organism: Paramisgurnus dabryanus
Lineage: Eukaryota; Metazoa; Chordata; Actinopteri; Cypriniformes; Cobitidae
Gene: crybb3
Product: crystallin, beta B3
Biological process (GO): visual perception; lens development in camera-type eye
Molecular function (GO): structural constituent of eye lens
Source: RefSeq, a predicted model, not a curated record